CGUCCAGAAGAUAUUCCAAAAAUGCCGCCGCAGACAAAGGACGAACAAAGUUUCCAGAGGGAUGUUAAAAUUCCGGAAUGGGUAACACCGGAAGCAUUUCAGGAUCUUCUAAAAAAUAAGGUCAAGGACUAUAAGGAAACAAAAGCACUGAGGGCCAAGGCAGGAGUUGCUGCUGGCGAAAAUUAUGCCACCAUAAUGCUAAGACUGGAACUUGAUGUGGAGACAAACGACAAAUCCCAGGUUACCAAGGCGUUCAUGCUAAAAACUCCCCAUCACUCUGAGGCUUAUCGAAAACUUCUGGACAGAACGAACAUCUUUGAUGUGGAGCGUGGAAUGUAUCUGGAAGUAGUCCCUGAACUGGAGCAGUUGUAUCGCGAUGUGGGUGCGGAGGUAAAAUUCGGGGCUGAGGCCUACGAGGUAGCGACCAGUGAACACUAUGUCCUUUUGGAGGACCUUAGGCCACGUGGCUUCAAAAACGCAGAUCGCCUUCAAGGAUUGGAUCUGGCUCACACUGAAAGUGUCCUGACUAAGUUCGCCCAAUGGCAUGCGGCCUCUGCAGUUCGUGUGGACCUCAAAGGACCCUACAACGAGAAGUACACAAAGGGUUUUUUCGACUCCCAAGAAAUCGUAGAUGCCUUUUGCGUUGGCAGUGCUAAAACUUUGCUAAAACAUAUCGAUCAGUACGAAGGCCACGAGGCAUACCUAAAGGAUUUGCACAGUGUCUCAGAAAAGUUAUAUGAUGUGGUGAACGACCUGAAGGAACCCAAGUCCGAUGAGUUCAAUGCCCUAAACCAUGGCGAUGGUUGGUCCAACAACAUUAUGUUCCAGUACAACGACAAGAAUGAGAUUUUGAAUACCUAUUUCGUUGACCUUCAACUGCCAAAGUGGGGAACAGUGGCGCAGGAUUUGUACUACUUCCUACUUUCAUCCACUAGAUUGGACAUCAAAACUUCAAAAUUUGAUUAUUUUAUUUGGUUCUAUCACUCCGAGUUGGUUAAGCAUUUGAAUCUGCUAAAUUACUCAAAGUCAUUGCCCACUUUAAGGAGUAUUCGCUAUGCCCUUAACAAAUACAGUGGAUGGGCCUUCAUCUGCUCCGCCUGCGUAAUGGGAUACGUUCUGCUGGAUCCCACAGACGGUGCUGAUUUCGAUAAAAUCAUCGCAAAAGAAAACUCCAGCUUUAGGAAUUCCCUUUAUACCAACCCCAGGUACCGAAGGCACAUGGAGGUUCUUAUGCCUUGGCUUCAGCAUCAAGGGGCCUUGGAAUAGAAUCUCAAAUGGUACUUUUUAAGAAAAUUCAUUAAUUCGUUAUUGAAAAAACAUCCAUUUUAUUCAAUAAAUUAACUUUAAUUGAAUGUUUAUAAAAAAA
Drosophila elegans is the source of this 1366-nucleotide messenger RNA. RefSeq lists its product as uncharacterized. The transcript is spliced from 4 exons. NCBI's taxonomy places the organism in Eukaryota, Metazoa, Arthropoda, Insecta, Diptera, Drosophilidae. The coding region runs from base 22 to 1266 and encodes 414 amino acids. The record is from RefSeq and is a predicted model, not a curated record.